GGUCGUUUUCCUCAAUAGGCCUUGCUCUACAACGUGAGAACCAUGCCGAAGUCAAAGAGGGACAAGAAAAGUAGGUUUUUUAUGUCCGAUUCAUCCAGUACAUUAAAAGUAUAUUAAGUCUAAUUUGGCGUAAUGCAUUACUUGAUGUAGUAGUUCACUACUAAAGCAUUUGCAGGGGAUGUAUUGCAUCAAGAGGUGAAAGAGGAGCACGCAAGCUAGCUAGGAUGCUAACGUUAGCUACAUACUGUAGCUAGCUAGCACCAUAAGCUAAUAACUAGCUAGCAACUUGAUUAUGUUUACAAAUGUAGCUAUUGCUGAACAUUUUUUGUUGUCCUGUAGGUAUUAACCCUGAGUGUGUUCCUUUUUCACUUCCUCCUCAGUUUCACUAACAAAAACAGCCAAGAAGGGUCUGGAAACAAAACAGAACUUGAUAGAAGAGGUAACUUUGUCUGCCCAUUCAAUCCUAGUUAGUUAGUUGUUUCCGGUCUUGACAUUGGUAUCCAGCUAAAACUUUGACUAAUAGUUUUGUAUUUGUAUGUCCGUGACUUUUAUAGUUGCGGAAAUGUGUGGACAUAUACAAGCACCUGUUCAUCUUCUCUGUGGCAAACAUGAGGAACAACAAAUUGAAAGACAUCAGGACAGCCUGGAAACACAGUCGGUAAGAACACUCAACACACUAGCCUAUGCAGCCUGGUUGUCAUUAUUAAGACAAAUCAAAUUGUCAGACACCAACGUGUUAUGUGUAUAAAUACAUGUAGCUGACUGACUAGUUAGUUUGACAAUAAGGUAAGGUUUUUCUUCACCUUCACAGAUUCUUUUUUGGCAAAAACAAAGUUAUGAUGAUCGCUAUAGGUAAAGGAUCAACAAGCGAAUACAAAGACAAUUUGCACAAGGUAUGUAAAAUCUGUGCUAAAGUGAGGGUCUUGUAUUAAAAAAAAAAAAAAAAGUAAAAAAGAAGGGAAAUUGCAUGACACUUUGCAAGGAGUUCAGUAAAUGUAUGUCUGUUUAUUUUGUAGGUCAGCAAGUUUCUGAGAGGAGAAGUGGGUGUGUUGUUCACAAAUAAAACCAAGGAAGAGGUACAAGAGUAAGUAGACCAAUAUCUUGCAUUUCCAUUAAUGUACCAUCAUUAGAUUGAGUAAAUAUUUUGUGAUGAGCCAGUGCUGUGGCUUAUUCCUUGUCCUCCGUGGUAGUUUCAUAUGAAUUGUUUUUCUCUUGAAAAAUGUUCUUCAGGUAUUUCAGCCAGUUCAAAGAGAUGGAUUUUGCACGAGCAGGAAACAAGGCAGGGAUGGCUAUAACACUUGAUGAAGGACCCCUGGAACAGUUCCCUCACUCCAUGGAGCCACAGCUGAGACAGUUGGGACUCCCCACAGCACUCAAGAAAGGUGAGAACCUGUCUCUGAUGUUCAGAGAAAGCUUUCGUAAGUCUGUAAUGAAAGGAUGUCCCUAACCUCCCUGUUUUGUUUAUUUCAAAUUAACUUUUUAUGCUUCUGAUACAAACUUCAACUUCUGAUCUAACAACCCAAGGUUUUCUUUUGAUUAAUUCCAAAGGAGAAGGAAUACAUGUUGCAAUUGUUGGCUUUAUACCCCAUUGUUUUGUCGUAGGAGUGGUGACGCUACUGAAAGACCAUGAAGUGUGCAAAGAGGGAGACACACUAACCCCUGAACAGGCCCGUAUUCUGGUGAGUUCUAAACCUUUCCCCCAGUCUACACCUUCUGAUAGGCCUAUGAGAUUCUGCAAGUCCAGUUGCUAGAUGGUCCCAUAAAUGGCUUAUCUAAUCAAAUUAAAUUAUUUUCCAUUACAUAGAAACUUUUUGGGAUUGAGAUGGCUGAAUUCAGAGUGCGGAUCAAGUGCAUGUGGAACUCUGAAACGAGCGACUUUGAGAAGCUAGCUGAGGAAGAGGAGGAGGAAGAAGCCAUGCGGGAUAACGAUGAAAAAGAGGAGGAAGAAGGGGAUGGGGAAUGAAUCUGGAUAGAGCAAUGGACUUCUCAGACUGUUUUUAAUACUGUGAAUACUUUUUAGGAGACGUCAAAACAUAAACUACUUUAAAGUGUUUCCUCGUUGCAAUGUUACCCAUUGAAUUGUGUACAUACAUUUUGUGCUUUAUAAAUCAAAUACAACAGUACAAACUUACAGUAUGCUUGGUUGUGUCCUAUAAAACAUACCCCACAAAAAAAAAUCAGU
Messenger RNA from Coregonus sp. 'balchen', 2182 nucleotides. Lineage: Eukaryota; Metazoa; Chordata; Actinopteri; Salmoniformes; Salmonidae. The record is from the annotation of a GenBank genome assembly.